ACAAAACAGCGAGAUUAAACUGAAUCACAGUUUCAGCUUUCUUUGACAUGCGCAGACGGACUCCUAUUAUCGAGUAUUUGUGUAUUGAUAACAUUGAGGACUGAUUUUCGUUUACGUAUAACCCCCGUACAUAUAACACUUGCCUAUCUAUAACGAUACACACAGGCAUCCACCGCCCCUGACAACCCUUAUCUCAUUGCUACACUUACUAAUUUCUGGCUACCCGAAUAAUAAAAGACAACGUUUAUUUAAUUUUCAUAAUUCACGCGAACAAAGAGGACAUUUUGUGUGGUUAUGAGGUAAAUCCUUAGCGUCACAUUUAAAGUGGGUUCUGACAGGUACGGAGUCGGCGUUUUAACACUCAGACCGUUGUUGCACAGGUGAAACUUUGUGCGAGAUCUAAUUUAGCAAUGAGCACAGGUACAACGGCAGCUUCAGGUGUCGAGGACAGAAACUUCCAGUAACUGUAAAUAAUGAAAACGUAACCAAGCAGGUAGCGUCAGGACAAGAUGGGGUCCGGAAAAUCCAAACCCAAGGUCAAGGUCAGGCCAGCCACGCCGGACUACAAAAAGGUUCCGUCCAUCCUGAGCGAGUAUCCUCCUCCUAAGAUUCCUAUUUCACAUAGGAGGGACAUCGUUAAACCCGAACGCCUCAAGAAGGUUUCCAGGACUGCCUUAAUGGUACCAGUUGACUCGAUGGCAGAGAGCUAUGAUGAGUUUCUGAGCCAGCUGACACGGGCAGCACUGGAUGACGUAGAGAAGGUUUGGUCUAUCUACAUCUGGCUUGGAAGUAUGACGUCAGAACUAGUCUCCAGCCAAGGCGGGUCCAGCACACCAAUGGGCUACCUCCGGAUGGUCAACGACAGAAAAGGAGACAUGACAACAUUCUUCACCCUUCUUUGUCGUCAUUGCGGUAUACCGUGUGUGAUGCUGCAUGGAGUUACCCGGAUGGAAGCAGCCGGUCAGAUAGACGCAACCAAUACAGAGGACAUGAAAGACAAAUGGGCAGCUGUCUUUCUGCAGGACAGCUGGAGGUUAAUUCAUGUGACUAGGGCGAGAGACCCGAGUGUCAAGGUGAAGAACCACUUCUUCCUGACGGAACCGGAUGAGUUCAUUUUCACCUGUUUACCAGACAUUCCCGAAUGGCAACUACUUUCGAAGCCCUUAACAGCCACCGAGUUUCUCAAUCAACCAUUUUGUUCCCCGGAAAUGCUCAGUAAUGGUAUCCGGAUAGUGAACCCUAAAACGGGCCGAAUCCGAACUAAAUCCGGUAAAGCUUUCAUAGAGAUAUCGGCCCCACGGGAGAUAGGACAAAAUCUUGCGGUAAGCUUCGUAUUAAGGGGACUGAGGGCGAUAGAGGCUGAGUCAUGUGUGAACGGGUUCGCAAAGGUCAAAAGCAACAGCGAUCGGGAUAUUUAUGACGAUGACGAUGAGCUGGACGUUAGUCCAUCGUUCACGACAGAGUUCCCUCCCCUGUUAGAACGAUACGUGUAUCAGACGACAAAGAAUAACCAUGUAUUUUUUGACAUCGUACUUCCUGUUCCGGGCAUCUACCAGUUUGAUGUUCACGGAGAUCUCCUCGACAAUGUGGACGACUUUGCUGACAUGCCUGUAAUGUGUCAGUUUAGACUGAUCUCUGGGAAUGCUCCAUUUCCCGGACAACUCGACCCUCUACCAAUUGCCCCUUCCUUAGGUUGGGGGCCUACACCUUACCUGUUAAAGCUUGGAAUGAAAACUAUUAGUCACAAAGGAGGCCAUAUUUAUAUCAAUCCGGAGGAUGUUAUCACUAUAAAGUUUGAAACGUUGGACGACUAUCAGUUCAAAGUGGAACUCCAUCAUGACCUUGUUACCAGAGAUCACUUAGAGGAUCACGUGAGCCAUGACGUUGAAAACGGAGUGUUGUCUAUAACGUUGUCUGUUCCGGCAGAAGGACAAUAUGCCCUGCUUGUAUAUGCCAAAAGUGAGGACGGUUCUCUGGAGGAUUAUGAGAACGUAUGCAACUACCUAGUUCUGUGUAGCAGACAAGCGUCAACCGAGACAGAGAGAUAUCCUAAACGGGUGUUGAGAGAGCGACUAGAACAGCAUACAGAAUCAGGAACAUAUGACGAACUAUGGGCCGCCCUUGAAGAUUUCCAGUUCCACAAUGUUGAGGACAGAGGGGAAGUUGACCGGGCUAACCAAAAACUCCACUACUUCAAACUCAGGAAAGGAUUACUGGAUACGCUGAAGCGACGGAACCUGUUCGUCCUGAAAGAGAGCAUACGACAAGCCAGAAACUCUAAAUUCGAGUCGGAGCUACAGCCAGAAAUACAAAAGGCUGAAGACUACCUUUGUCGGCUUCAGAGGCUGGCUGGGUACCUUCACCCGAUAGAAAAGCUGGAGUCGAAAGUGAUUUUCGAGAUUCGUAGCUACAGGAACCCCAAACCUGUCAUACAGGACGUACUUACAGCUGUGUAUUUGAUGUUCGGGGAGCCAAUAGAGUACUUAGAGAAGUGGGGAUACAUCCAGGUACUGAUGGCUCAGAGCGGCAAGGACAGCCUACAGAAGAAAAUAGCAAAUCUUGAUCCUGAUGACGUCACCAUGUCGAGUGUGAAGGACGCAGAGGAGGUACUUAAACCCUAUGAUCUCCGUGCGGUGAGGGAAGCUAGUCCAGGGACCUGCGGCCCUGUACUGUUUGGGUACAAAACAUUUGUAAGGAAAAGAGGAACCCUACCCCACGUGACUCCGUCACAAAAGACAGCACUAACACUAGAAAGAGCAUUGAUAGCUUCCGUAAAGCCGCGAUUCCAAUGGAAAAUUCCCAUCUGAAGCGCAUGAGACGGGAACACCUUCCUAACGUGGCAGGAAGGCGGGCCUGAUUACGUCAUCAGAGACAAGGGCGAGGGUUGUAACAGAAUUGUAUAAAAUGUAUAAAAAUGCAUUAACAUCUGUAUAUGUAUUCAUCAACUACGUUAGGUUACAUUAAGUUCGAUAUACUAACUAUACUGAUAUCCAUGACUUCGGAUACACAGACAAUACUACAUUGCAUGUAGUAGUGUUAUCAGGAUGAUAGAACAAUAAGUUUGUAGAACUAUCUGUGCUUAGACAUAGCAUAUCUCGAUUUAUUUUAAUUCACACAUUGAUAUAAAUCUACAUUUCACCUUUUGCUUUCCUGGACUUUUGUUGAUAUCUACCUCCACCAGGAGAGACAGAUCCAUUGUAACUCUGAUAGACAUAGGCAGGUGUGUUCUGAGGGGGUUGGUUUGUAUUCUAUUUUAAUCGUUAAAUAAUCUCAUCUACGUAAUCUGACUCGUUGUUUGAAAUACGGAAUCGUCACAUCUUAAGACAAUGAAACUUGAUAUUAUGUUAUGCGAUCAAUUAUUCUCGUUUGAAAUAUGUACCCUAUUUAUAAACUGUUCAUUAAAAAAUGAAAUGAGA
Pecten maximus is the source of this 3416-nucleotide messenger RNA. Its product is annotated as hillarin-like. The transcript is spliced from 10 exons. Bases 510 to 2807 code for a protein of 765 amino acids. The record is from RefSeq and is a predicted model, not a curated record. Lineage: Eukaryota; Metazoa; Mollusca; Bivalvia; Pectinida; Pectinidae.